Molecule: messenger RNA, 3529 nt
Organism: Siniperca chuatsi (mandarin fish)
Lineage: Eukaryota; Metazoa; Chordata; Actinopteri; Centrarchiformes; Sinipercidae
Gene: ggt5b
Product: gamma-glutamyltransferase 5b
Exons: 12
Coding region: 565-2241 (558 amino acids)
Biological process (GO): leukotriene D4 biosynthetic process; glutathione catabolic process; inflammatory response
Cellular component (GO): plasma membrane
Molecular function (GO): glutathione gamma-glutamate hydrolase; leukotriene-C(4) hydrolase activity
Source: RefSeq, a predicted model, not a curated record
AGAGAUCACAUCCAGUGUAUGCAGGGAACAGGCUGGUUUUCCCGAUACUGUGUGUAGUGAGUAAUGUUGGAACUGCAGGAAAAGCAAGAGGGAAAAAAAUGUAUGUUUCGCAAAUCUAAAUAUUUUGCAGAAUCUGAUCAUUUGUGAAAACUGGUUAAUCUCCAAAGAAGGGGCAAAUUGCCUGGAACUGAUACAACUGCGAUUUUCUUUAACAAUAAACAUAUAUAGCAUUACAGCAUUCUCAUCUCUCACUCAUUGAAAUUACAACAACAAAAAAACGCAGCAAACUGGGAAUACCCUUGCGUCAUGGUUAAUUCCCAGUCUCCCAGUCAGUGUGAAAGGCUGAUGUUGAAAAAAGAUAUUCUUUGGUAAUUAGUAGUAAUGAUAUCCAGUAACUCCGUCCUGCGGCUGUUCUCUUUCACUUAAGGACAGCAGCCAGUUGAUGGAGGGGAGGGGUAAACCCACGUUUAGGAUUAAAGCAGUGUUCAUUGAGCGUGUGUGCGCACUGAGAGUCAGCAGCAACAGUUUCUUCAACAACACAAAGUUUCCUGCAAAGAAAGUUUAAUGGCUAAAUAUAAGCCGUGGAUGGUGUGCUGCUUCACAUUGCUUUUUUUAAUUUGCGCUGUUACUCUCGUCUGCGUGUUCAUCGCCUCACUUGUGGAUAGUGGAUGUCCCAGCGGCAGCUUCAAGCAUGCGGCUGUGUCUGCAGACUCGCAACGUUGUUCCGAGAUCGGCAGGAACAUUCUCCAGCAGGGGGGGUCGGCAGUAGAUGGCGCCAUUGCAGCUCUUCUGUGCACAUCUGUGGUCAAUCCUCAGAGCAUGGGGAUUGGAGGAGGGUCUAUAUUCACUAUUAGAAAUAAAGCAGGCAACGUUAAAGUCUACAACUUCAGAGAAACCGUCCCUCAGUCUUUCAAAACUGACCUGUUAAAUGAUUGUCCCACCACAUUCAGAUUGACCACAGGCAGCCAGUGGAUUGGCGUUCCUGGAGAGCUGCGGGGCUAUGAGGCAGUUCACAAACAGUAUGGGAAGCUGCCUUGGGCCAAGCUGUUUGAGCCAACAAUUAGACUGGCCAGGGGGGGCAUCCCUAUGCCACAGUAUCUGGGAAAUAUUCUGCACUUCCACAUUGUGAAAGAUCACGUAGAGAAGUCCUCUCUCUGUGAAGUUUUAUGCAACAAGAACAGAACCGUUCUGAGCAAAGGAGACAUCCUCAAGUUUCCUAAACUCGCAGAAACCAUGGAAAUAAUUGCAAAGCAAGGGGCAGAUGCCUUCUACAGUGGCAAGAUAGGACAGGACUUAAUCCAAGACAUAAAAGCUGCAGGUGGGAAUUUGAAAAUGGAGGAUCUGAAGUCCUUCCAGGUGCGGGUGGAAGAUGCUUGGACAGUUUCUCUGGGAAAUACUCGGAUGCACAUCCCUCCACCACCUGCCGGGGGCGCCUUGCUUGCCUUCUUUCUCGGACUGAUGAAAGGGUUCCCCUUGACUCCAAACUCCCUGGAUGGUGACCAGAAGAUUCAGACGUACCAUCAUUUUAUAGAGGCAGCUAAAUUUGCUAACGGACAAAGGAGGAGCAUUUGUGAUCCUGUCUUUAAUAACAGAAAGAGUGCAGAUCACUUGAUUGACCCCGCCUUCAUUGAUCGCAUCAGGGGCAUGAUUUUUUCAAACCGCACCCAUGACAACUCCUACUACAAUGUAAAGCCCUCCUCUGAUCAAGUUGGGACGACACAUGUGUCGGUCCUGGAUGAAGAUGGACUGGCUGUUUCUGCCACCAGCACCAUAAACCAAAUAUUUGGAGGAGCCAUUUACUCUCCACGAACAGGCAUCAUCCUCAACAAUGAGCUGUCUGACUUCUGUGGGCGAGGAGGCACAAUGAGGGCAGGUGAACAGCCUCCUUCCUCAAUGAGUCCAGUAAUACUGGAGUCAAAGUCUGGAGGACUCCUUGUGAUUGGUGGAUCAGGAGGAAGCCUGAUUACCUCAGCAGUGGCCAUGUCUAUAAUGAAUUACCUGUGGCUGGGGAUGAAUCUGAAAGAUGCCAUUGCUGAGCCUCUAGUGUUUGUGGAUUCCAGGAACAAUGUGAAUUUUGAGCAUGGUUUUAACGAGUCUGUAAAGGUUGGCCUCAGAGCUCUUGGACACAAAGAUGGGGACUGGCCAUACUUCUUAAAUGUAGUCAAUGGCGUGGAAAAGGAGAAUGGAUGCAUUGUAGCCGUAUCGGAUAGCAGGAAGAUGGGGAUGUCAGCUGGCUACUGACCAUACAGACCAUGAGGAAGCACCACCUUCCCACUAAAAUCUGCCCUAAAGACUGACUGAACCUUUAGCCUUAAGAACAAUGAUAAUGUGCUUAAACUGUGACAACAAAAUGUGAGCAAUUUGUUGCUCAAGCUCUUUCUUGAUGGAACUGAUGAGUAACACAAUCAAUCAAGUAAUAAUUCUGGUUAUUAUAACUUAGGUCUUUUUUCAUAGUUUUGGCCAUUAGUUCUUUCAGUUACAUAACAUUGUACUCACCAUAGUAAUUGCAGAGAUGUUGGAAAUCUGCAAAAUGGCUCAAAAGAAGUCAGAUGGGGCAAGAAACACAACUGGUCAGAUGAUCAGAUUAUCUAAACCACUUUAUUUGGAGGUAAACUAAAACUAGGAGUUUGCGUCCAAGUUUUGUGCAAAGUUCCGAAUUUCCAGAAAAUUUGGGGACUGUUUAAAUGAUUUUUAAAUGAUUUUUUUAGUGUUGUUGCCAUGUUGCCAUCUCAGCAAUUAACUUGAUAGUGUGACUGACAGAAAUGGUGGGCAAAACAAAAAUAAGACCUAAGUUGCAAUAAACCAGACUGAUUGGACCACUCCAUUUACGCACAUUUUCAUUCCAGCCUGUCACACGCACCCUGAUGUCAUACCACAUAAAUGAUGUAGACACACAGUAAGCACAUCAUGAGGCUGCUACUAUUACUGCUGAGAUCUGCUUUUAUGAGGAUUACACACUCCUGACCAAAGUGAAAUGUGUUUGCAGCAGGAAGCCAUAAAAGCAAAUCUACUGUAGUCCAACAAAACAAAACCAACCGCUGUUUCAUUCAAGUCCAUUGAUAUUAAUAAAUGUUUUAUUUUCUGACUGAACUAUGUAAUUUUAUUCUAUGUAAGUAAUUUUAUUCUAUGUUCUUUGUAAAUGAGCCAUGUAACUUUCAAAGUGACAUCCUGACUGACAUGUGAAUUGAAGGCUGUUGUAGGUCGUCAGCUGCCCAAACAGAACUUUUACUGUGACAUAAAUAUUUUACUGUAUGUGAAACAACCUUAUUCAGGUCCCUGAGCAUAUUAUGAUCUUUGUUUGAAGAUUAAGAAAAUGCUGUAAAAUUUCAUAAAAAUAAAAAACCAACAAGUAGAUUCACAAUGAACAAAAAUUAUCUAAAAAUGUAAGUGUAUUUUCACACCACCAACAUGUAACUUUGUAUUUUCUCUGUGUUUUAAUGUCAAUUUUUUUGUAACUUUUUUUCAGAUUUUUACAACUAUUAACUGUGAAUAUCUGUGUUGUCAUAAUAAAACAUAUAGUCCAAACAAA